AUGUCCCGGCACCUGUUUUAUGCUGCGGUGCUGCUCCUCCUCUGCGUGCUGUUGAUACGCGGCGGCAGCUGUGAAAGUGCCAGCGCUGAGGAGACGCUGGAGGAAGUGCGUCAUCGAGUGCCCAAACCUCAAUCGUUUGCGAAGGUCAACAUUGGCCUGGGCCCCAAAGCGGACUUCAAGGGCGCAACGGGUUCGUUCCGUGGCCCUGGACUUGUUGAUGUGAGUGGGGAGACCGUCGUCUUUGCCGGGGCGCACGCGGGAGCUUCCGCUGUGGGUGUUGCUGCUGGCAUUGCCGCAGGGGGCAUCCCGGCUGAAGGGGCGUCAGCGGCGCAGGGCGGAAGAGUGAUGGAUGAUGAGCUGACGGCGUACUUUCCGCAGGAGGCUGAGCCCGCGAGUGGAGGGGCCCCGCGUCUCAUGCCGCCGACGACAAUUGUGAACGGGAGCACAGUUUACCUUCUCCUCGGACAGUACGUCGCCGCGGGCCCUGUUCCCGCCAACGGGAGUGUGGCCCCCUACACGGACCUGCUGCUGGCAAAGGUGGUCUUCGACGCCAACGCCACGCCCAGUGCGCAGACACGUCAAAUCCAGUGGGCCGACACCUACUCCCUGUGGCCCUACUUCCCCACAACGAUUUAUUACAGGUCCAUCGUGGAGGUGGUGGGCAGCGGCGGAACUGGUGUCGUGCUGGACGACGGGACAUUGACCUUCCCAGUGCAGGCCCGAAAGGCAGAUGGGACGGUGGUCUCCCUAGUCCUGCAGUCGCGAAGGCCCGAAGAAGACUGGGAGCUCUCGUGGGGCACGACUGUGAGCGGCUGCUCCAACCCCGCCAUCGCCGAGUGGGACAGGAAAUACGGGACCCUCUACAUGGUCACCUCCUGCGACGAGGGCUUCUACAGGGUGGUGAGGUCCCGUUACCGGGGAGAGGAGUGGGUGGAGGAGGACGUGGUACUUUCCCGCGUGUGGGGCACCUCACGCGCCCGAACAGGGAAAGGCGUGCGAAGCGGGUUCGUCAUUGCCACCAUUGGGGGAAAAAAACUGAUGCUCCUCACGAUGCCGGUGUAUUCUGAAGGCAAAGAAAACCAAGGAGGAAAGGGUCGGCUGCAUCUUUGGUUGACGGACAGGCAACGCGUGUACGACGUCGGGCCGAUAUCCGCCGCGGACGAGGACGCCGCUGCCAGCUCCCUGUUCUACAAGAGUGACAAGCAGGGGGAUUGA
This is a messenger RNA of Trypanosoma conorhini, 1215 nucleotides long. RefSeq names its product trans-sialidase. Gene Ontology annotation, molecular function: exo-alpha-sialidase activity. The record is from RefSeq and is a predicted model, not a curated record. Lineage: Eukaryota; Euglenozoa; Kinetoplastea; Trypanosomatida; Trypanosomatidae. The coding region runs from base 1 to 1215 and encodes 404 amino acids. The transcript has a single exon.